This is a messenger RNA of Fusarium oxysporum Fo47, 459 nucleotides long. RefSeq lists its product as uncharacterized. NCBI's taxonomy places the organism in Eukaryota, Fungi, Ascomycota, Sordariomycetes, Hypocreales, Nectriaceae. The record is from RefSeq and is a predicted model, not a curated record. Bases 1 to 459 code for a protein of 152 amino acids. The transcript has 2 exons.
AUGACUACAGGAUUCGAGAUUGUCGGUACAGUUUGCGCGCUGUACCAGCUCAUCCAAGCCUCAACUGGGUUCAUAUCUGAGUGUAAGACAGUAUACGAUGGGGAACCCACCACUCAUCACAACAUAAAAGAGCACGCCGAAAACCUGGCGCAAGCCUGUGACUUGACUUGGGCUCGCUACGAGACAAUGAGCUCAUCCGAAAGGCUGUCUGAUGCCGAAAGACGGGUUCAGAAGACUGCAAGAAAAUGCCACACUUCUGCUCAAGCACUCCUGGGCGAACUACGCUAUAUGACAGACAAGCAAAAAUGCAACGACUGCAUGGGAGCCGUCGCUUAUGUGGUCAAAUCCAAGUUGCACCGCAAGAUCGAACGGAUAGAGGCGGGGUUCAAAAACGGCCAGCAGGAGUUGCAGGCAAUUCUGCAAUCUGAGAUUUUGCAUGCACAGUGGUCUUCGCCAUAA